UCGAUCGUCUCUGGUCUGUCCUCGAUUUCACAUCGUAAGCCAGACUACGCUAGAAGAUGUAUAAUCGUUCUCCUAAUCCAUGCAGUCUUUAUUCUCGCCGUCUUUCUAGCCUUUCUGAUCGGCCACUGGCUAUCAGAACAAAACGAUAACAACCAUACCGUAGCCGAUGAGUUGGUCUACAUCAUAACACCUCCGUCUAUCUCAUCCACCCCUACUACUACUAAUCCGCCAGAUGAUGAUGAUAUCACACUACUUACCACUACCAAGAAACCCGGACUUGUCACUCGCUUUUCACUAACCACGUUAACUCCCGGUGCUCGUCUGAUUCCGGUGCGUCCUCUCCUCAUGUUUUUCCUUUUGUUUCCUGCAUGUUACCUCUAA
Molecule: messenger RNA, 381 nt
Organism: Cylicostephanus goldi
Lineage: Eukaryota; Metazoa; Nematoda; Chromadorea; Rhabditida; Strongylidae
Source: the annotation of a GenBank genome assembly